This is a messenger RNA of Camellia sinensis, 414 nucleotides long. The record is from RefSeq and is a predicted model, not a curated record. NCBI's taxonomy places the organism in Eukaryota, Viridiplantae, Streptophyta, Magnoliopsida, Ericales, Theaceae.
AGAAGUCACUUGGGUGUUUUUUUAGAGAGAGCAAGAGAGAGGGAGAGUUUUAGGAGACAGAAAAGAUGGCAAAGUGUUGUUAUGUGACUGUCAUGUUUGUCCUUGCAAUUGUGCUUCUUUUGCAGGCCAAUGCAAGGACUGUACCUGGUGACACUAAUGGUGUCAAUCAUGAGCAAACCAAUGUUGUGAAUGUGCCUAUUGCUAUGGCACCAAGAGGGAAGAGUGUGAAGGACAAGAAGUGUGGUGUUGCACUUGCCGGCAUCGGCGGUGCUGCCGGUGUUGGUGGGGUGCUUCCAAUUGGUGGGAUUGGGGGAAUAGGCGGUGCCGGUGGCAUCGGCGGGGCCGGUGGGAUCGGUGGUGCAAGUGGGCUUGGAGGGCUAGGUGGGCUAGGUGGGCUUGGUGGUGGUGUGGGUG